AUGGAAGAAAAGCCUUCCAAACGUCCAAGACGAACAUCACCAGCAAGGUCCGUCAACGACGACGGAACUGAGACUGCUGACUUUUUGACUGCAGCCACCACCACCAGCACCACCAGCACCACAAAUAGUAACAAUAAGACUCCAACGAACCAAGAGCUAUUCCUCGAUGCUUCCCAAACUCCUGUCAUUAAAUUAUUUGCCUCUAUCGAAGACCUCAAGCUGAGACAAGACCUUGGGUCGCGAGAAAUUACAAUGUCGUCCAGCUCGCAUCUAAAUUACAUCAUGACGCUGAGAGAAAUUCUGGGAUUGGAUCCCAUCUGGAAACCUUUCAAGGGGAGUCAUAAUCCUACUACGAUUGCUCAAGGAUAUCCGGGAAGAAAGAGCAUUGAGUGGUUUGCUCUUUCCAAUUUCCUCUGUGACUUUUCAUUUCUCAUGGAAGAGCACCCUGAAUUACUCUCGGUCCGGAACAAAGUGUUCUUUACACAAUCCGGCGGCGGAAACAAUCCAGAUUCCUGGCGCUUUUUGGAUCCAUCGGCCGACUUUUGUCCGCUCAAUCCAAAGGAAGAGCCAUCGACCUAUGGAACUCCCACCACAAAUCCGCUCCAAUACAAGUUCGACUAUGGAAGUCAUCACACUAAAAUGUUUCUUGUGGGCAUGGAAGACAGAUUGCGGGUGGUUGUCUCAACAGCCAACAUUGGGAAGGUAGAUUUGGAACUCCAAGCCAAUGGUGCCUUUGUGCAAGACUUUCCAUUCAAGUCGUCGGUCAAGGCCGCCGCAGCUCCUUCGUCCCUUGGUGACGAUUUUGAAAAAACCUUGAUUCAUUACUUCGAAUCCUAUGGUUACCGAACCAAGAAGCAAUGGUCGAACGGAGGACCCGCUAGGACUUUGGUGGACCAACUUGCGCAGUAUGACUUUUCGAAUGCCAAAGCCAUUCUUAUUCCUUCCAUUCCAGGAUAUCACGCCAUCCUCCCUGAAGGUGAACAGAGACCACGAGAAGGCAGAGCAACAAAACCACUCCAAGGAUACCUAAAGCUGAAGAAUGCCAUUCAAACACAUGCCAAUGUUCCUUCCUCCCAUUCUUCUACUCGAUAUGGUCCCGUGGUGAGCCAAUUUUCUUCCAUUGGCUCUCUCAGUGAAAAAUGGUUGAAAGACUUUGCCACCAGUCUCUCCGUAGUGCCUCCCACUAUUACGAACAGUAUGGGCAAACAACAACCCGAUCUUGUUGACAUGAUCAAAUUGGUUUGGCCAACCAUUUCAGAAAUCGAAGGAUCCAAUCAGGGAAUAUCUGGAGGUGCUGCUGUUCCAGGACGCAUCAAGAACUUGACCAAGAAAUGUGUCAAGCCCCUCCUCUGCAAAUGGACGACGACAAAGACGACAUUGACCAGUACUAAUAAUAGUAUGAUGAUUCACAAGCCAAGGAGUAUUCCGCACAUCAAGACUUUUUUCCAAUUGCAGCAUCAGCAUCGCAUGAUAACAAAUGCUGACAAUGGCAGCAGCAACAACAAGGAAAAGUCACCGUCAUUUGCAUGGUUCUGCAUGGGAAGUCAGAAUCUAUCCAAAGCGGCAUGGGGAGAAAUUAUCAAUGGGAAGUUCGGCAAAUGUCAUCGGGUCGUCUCGUGGGAAAUGGCCGUCUUGAUCUGUCCCAGCAUCAUGGGCAAACGGCUGGUCCCUUUUACUGGUCGGGGGGAACAGGAGGGCGGUGACAUGCCGAUCCCAUUGCCCUACGAUUCCAUUCCUCAACGAUAUUGUUCUCCAAACGAUCAACCAUGGAAUAUAGAUUACAUGGCAUGA
This is a messenger RNA of Cylindrotheca closterium, 1791 nucleotides long. The record is from the annotation of a GenBank genome assembly. Lineage: Eukaryota; Bacillariophyta; Bacillariophyceae; Bacillariales; Bacillariaceae.